Molecule: messenger RNA, 437 nt
Organism: Boleophthalmus pectinirostris (great blue-spotted mudskipper)
Lineage: Eukaryota; Metazoa; Chordata; Actinopteri; Gobiiformes; Gobiidae
Gene: asip1
Product: agouti signaling protein 1
Exons: 4
Coding region: 60-437 (125 amino acids)
Biological process (GO): positive regulation of melanin biosynthetic process; melanosome organization; hormone-mediated signaling pathway
Cellular component (GO): extracellular region
Molecular function (GO): neuropeptide hormone activity; melanocortin receptor binding
Source: RefSeq, a predicted model, not a curated record
ACCAGACGAGGAGCGGAGACACUUCAGCAGCACCGACUCUGCAAACAGCACAGACGGAGAUGAAUCUGUUCCUGUUGCUCGGCUGUCUGCUCCUCAUGGCCACGGAGUUCUCCCCAAGCUCCGCCCACAUGGUCCCGGAAAACAGCCUCUCCACCAAUCACGUGGUCGGAUCCAACGCCCUGAGCCAGAGUCUGGACGCCCGCGCGCCGCCUGUGGUCAUCGUAGAAUUACCAAAAGUAAAGAAAAAUAAAGGAGCAAAGAAACAGAAAAAGAAUAAGAAACCGGCGCGUAAACAGCUUCCGCCGCCGCCGAACUGCAUCCCUGUGGGCAGCAGCUGUAAGUCGGCGAACUCCGUGUGCUGUGAUUUCUGCGCCUUCUGUCAGUGCCGACUCUUCAAGACCGUGUGCUACUGUCGCAUGGGAAACCCACGCUGCUGA